AUGUCUGGACCCAGGGUCUCCAUCCUCUGUCGGUCACAGCCAUCAGCCGUGGGCAGGUCCAGGCCAUACCAAGGUGUGCGAGUCAGGGAUCCUGUCAAAGAGCUGCUGAGGAGGAAGAGGAGCCUGGAGCUUCACAGCACCAAGACACUGCCUCCUACUGGGGACAUGGUCUCACACAACAACCAGCCGUCAUUUACACAAGGUAUCUUUGGCUGUGAUGUUGCCAGCGGAUCCCCAGCCGAAGCGCCGACCACAGCUGCUGAUGGAGGGCUGCAGUGUGCGGGGUGGAAAGCGACCAGUCCUGGGCUGCAGGCCGCCGCCAUGUCCUGGUCAACGCCUGACUACAACCAGCAGGACCCCUCAGCUCAGACUCUGACCUACCCAGCCACUCCGACACUUACUAUGCAAACUCUGUGUCCCAGCUACACCAUGCUGACCUACACACACACACCACUGCUGACAAACUUUGGGACCAUACCAGUGGCACCAGCCCCAGCCUCCCUGCCUCAAGUGGAGCUCCAAGACUCAGGGUUGACCUAUCUUCCUUGGGCCCAGCCACUCACCACUAUAUCGACCAUGCCUAAUCACGGGGUGCAGUUUGCCCCGGGUUCUGCAGCGCUGCCUGGGUCGCCUCUGGUACACAUGCCGCUGUCCAUGUCGUUGACCGCCAUGAUCCCACAGCUGGAGCCCCAGGGUAUGGACCCUCAGCCCGAGAUCCUGGAGAUCCCCGAGCAUUCAGAGCAGCAAGCUCAAGGUCAGUCUCUGAACGAAGACCCGGAGGUUGAGGCGGAAUCACCAAACCUACUGGACAAACUUCUCGAGGAUCACAAAGAACAUGGUGAGGAGGAGGACAAAGACUCGUACAGAAGCUCCCUCUUCAUACCCAAUGUCUGAAGAACAUUUUUUUAAAAUAUGAAAUCAGUAUUUUUACCUUUACAUUUCAUUUUUUUCCCUCGGGGGCAAGUGCCUAUUGGCCUUUUUGUGUAACUUGAUUACCACAGAUUCUGUCUAUUAUUAAGCCUUUGAGGUCUAACCUAUCUAACUUACCCAAACCAAGUGUUUUCUGUGAUUUGUAAGCAAAACUUGAAAUAGUUUCUCUUAGUUAUCGUGGUUUUUUUUGGUGUCCCUGUUGCAAAGACUUGUAAGAAAACAAUGAAAAUCCAAAAAGCGAUUAUUUUGAAAGUAUACAGUAGAGUCAGGGUUCAGGUACGUGUUACCACACAUUAUGAGCCAGACUUCACAGAACUAUUAAUUUCUUGGAUAAUUGGGAAUCACACGUCUAUAAUUAUCCAUGCUGGCUCAUACUUAAUAAUAAUAACAACAAUAAUAAUAAUAAUAA
Molecule: messenger RNA, 1339 nt
Organism: Pundamilia nyererei
Lineage: Eukaryota; Metazoa; Chordata; Actinopteri; Cichliformes; Cichlidae
Gene: pou2af1
Product: POU class 2 homeobox associating factor 1
Exons: 5
Coding region: 1-894 (297 amino acids)
Biological process (GO): positive regulation of transcription by RNA polymerase II
Cellular component (GO): RNA polymerase II transcription regulator complex
Molecular function (GO): DNA binding; transcription coactivator activity; POU domain binding
Source: RefSeq, a predicted model, not a curated record